CUGCGCCUCGGUCGCCACGGUAACGCACCGGGGGCAGCGGCCUAGCCAUGAGCGUGCGGGUGGCGCGGGCUGCGUGGGCCCGGGACUGGGGCGCGGGUUGCCGCCGGGGCGCUUCGAACUUCCCGCUGCCUCCGCCGGGCGCCGUGAACGUGGCGGAGCUGCUGCGAGACGCCACGGCCGCGGAGGAAGGGCCCCGGGAGGCGGCGGCGCGGCGGCGGCCGCCGGGCCAGUGCUCGGUGCUGCUCUUCCCGGGCCAGGGUAGCCAGGUGGUGGGCAUGGGCCGGGGGCUGCUCGGCUACCCGCGCGUCCGCGAGCUCUACGCCGCCGCCCGCAGCGUGCUGGGCUACGACCUGCUGGAGCUGAGCCUGCACGGGCCGCAGGAGGCCCUGGACCGCACCGUGCACUGCCAGCCCGCUGUCUUCGUGGCUUCGCUGGCCGCCGUCGAGAAACUGCAUCACCUGCAGCCCGCGGUUAUUGAGAACUGUGUUGCUGCUGCCGGAUUCAGUGUGGGAGAAUUUGCAGCCCUAGUGUUUGCCGGAGCCAUGGAAUUUUCUGAAGGUUUGCAUGCGGUGAAAAUCCGAGCUGAGGCCAUGCAGGAAGCCUCGGAAGCUGUCCCCAGUGGGAUGCUGUCUGUCCUUGGCCAGCCUCAGUCCAAGUUCACCUUCGCCUGUUUGGAAGCCCGGGAGCACUGCAAGACUUUGGGCAUAGAGAACCCCGUGUGUGAGGUGGCCAGCUACCUCUUUCCUGAUUGCAGGGUGAUCUCAGGACACCUGGAGGCCCUGCGGUUCCUCCGGAAGAAUUCCUCCAAGUAUCACUUCAGACGCACCAAGAUGCUGCCGGUUAGCGGUGGGUUCCACACCCGCCUCAUGGAGCCGGCCCUGGAGCCCCUGGCCCAAGUUUUAAAGUCGGUUGCUGUGAAGGAGCCUCUGGUUUCCGUCCACUCAAACGUCGAUGGGAACAGAUACAGGCACCCGAAACACAUCCGGAAACUGCUGGUGCAGCAGGUGGUCUCCCCGGUGAAGUGGGAGCAGACGAUGCACGCCGUCUACGGGAGGAGAAAGGGCACGGGGUUCCCCAAGACUUUUGAAGUAGGACCGGGCAAGCAGCUGGGGAGCAUCCUGAAGAGCUGCAACCUGCAGGCCUGGAGGUCCUACGGGCACGUGGAGGUUCUGGAGGACCCGGAGGACGACGGGACCUAGCCCCGGCCCUGCAGGAGGGAGGGAGGAGGGGGCCCCAGGAGGGGCUGCGGGGGUGGGGGGGGCCGGACCGGCCUUUCUGUAGGCUUCCUCCUCCCGGAGCGGAGCGACGGGGAGGCGUGGUCUGCAAAGUGCUUUGAGCGCCGCAUAAAAAGCGCUGAAAGUAUGUCUCCA
This is a messenger RNA of Lynx canadensis (Canada lynx), 1370 nucleotides long. It is a transcript of the gene MCAT, whose product is annotated as malonyl-CoA-acyl carrier protein transacylase. Gene Ontology annotation, molecular function: transferase activity. The transcript has 4 exons. The record is from RefSeq and is a predicted model, not a curated record. Lineage: Eukaryota; Metazoa; Chordata; Mammalia; Carnivora; Felidae. The coding region runs from base 48 to 1199 and encodes 383 amino acids.